This is a messenger RNA of Rotaria sp. Silwood1, 582 nucleotides long. Lineage: Eukaryota; Metazoa; Rotifera; Eurotatoria; Philodinida; Philodinidae. The record is from the annotation of a GenBank genome assembly.
AUGCGUGGAAGUUUCAUUCACAAUAUUCUCCAGGGAGGACUUUUUGAAUCCGGUAUUUGCUUUAAUUGUCCAGCAAAGGCAGCAUUUUUAGCUAUAGCAGCUACUAUGACGGACAAUUUUCAAAAUGAUGAAGCAAUAGGAAGUGAUGCAGAAUUCGCCGGUGAUGAUAGUAAGUAUGGAAAUGUUGAACCAGGCGAUGGAUCACGAUUCCGUCGACGGGGACUGUUUGGUCUUCGGGAAAGAACUAUGUACCAACGAUUGCAGAAACGGUUGUCACAAUAUGUGACUUUAACAAAUCCUGAACUGGCAGCAAUAACAAAGACUGCAAUCAUAAUUGCCGUUGAACUUUGGAAGAAUCCAAACUCGUUAAACGAAACAUCUUUAACAAGUUAUGCUGAUGGUACAUUUUAUGGAUUUUCCAUGUUAUGGUUUAAAUUAACUGGAGGUAUUGAAAAGCUAGCUUAUGCAACUAAACAAUCCCAGGAGCAACAGAAGGAAAUGUUGUUGCAGGUGCUACAUACGUUUCGACAAUACCAUGAUUUAGACGACUUUAAUGCGUUAAAAGGACUUUCAUCUGUAUGA